AUGGCGCACACCUACGAAGUUGGGACAAGGGCCUGGCAACCCGACCCAACAGAGGGAUGGGUUGCAUCCGAGGUCAAGGACAAGCUGGUAGAUGGCGAGAAAGUUCAGCUGGUAUUUGAGUUGGAGAAUGGCGAGACCAAAACGGUUGAGACCACGCAGUCCGAAUUGCAGGUUGACAACAACUCAAAUCUGCCACCGUUGAUGAAUCCGGCCAUGCUGGAAGCGAGUGAAGACUUGACCAAUUUGUCUCACUUGAAUGAGCCCGCUGUCCUGCAGGCUAUAAAACUUCGUUACGCCCAGAAAGAAAUAUAUACCUACAGUGGAAUUGUCUUGAUCGCUACCAAUCCUUUCGCCCGAGUGGACUCACUUUAUGUCCCUCAGAUGGUCCAGGUGUAUGCUGGUAAACAGCGCGCCUCACAGGCACCUCACUUGUUUGCCAUUGCAGAGGAGGCUUUUGCUGACAUGCUUCGUGAUGGAAAGAAUCAGACAAUCGUGGUCUCCGGUGAAUCAGGUGCUGGUAAAACAGUUAGUGCCAAAUAUAUCAUGCGGUACUUUGCGACUCGCGAGUCUUCCGACCAGCCUGGAAAGUACACCACAAGUCGAGCCGAUGCAAUUAGUGAAACGGAGGAGCAAAUUCUGGCGACCAACCCCGUUAUGGAAGCAUUUGGUAACGCCAAAACCACCCGCAAUGACAACUCUUCCCGAUUCGGUAAAUACAUCGAAAUUAUGUUUGAUGAGCGAACAAACAUUAUCGGUGCAAAGAUCCGUACCUAUCUGCUGGAGAGAUCGAGACUUGUCUUCCAACCCCUAAAGGAACGCAACUACCACAUCUUCUAUCAGCUUGUGGCCGGUGCCACCGACGAGGAAAGACAGGAGCUAGGUAUCUUGCCAGUGGAAGAGUUCGAAUACCUCAACCAGGGAGGUACACCAAUUAUCGACGGUGUCGAUGAUAAAGCUGAAUUCGACGCAACAAGAAAGUCCUUGGCCACAAUCGGCGUAUCGACACAAUUCCAGACUGAAAUUUUCCGUAUCCUGGCAGCUUUGUUGCACCUUGGUAAUGUGAAGAUCACUGCCACUCGCACCGAAUCCUCUCUCUCCUCAUCUGAACCAUCCCUUGUGCGCGCCUGUGAGAUGCUCGGGAUUGAUGUUAAUGAAUUUGCCAAAUGGAUUGUUAAGAAGCAGCUGAUCACAAGAGGGGAAAAGAUCACCUCAAAUUUAACACAGCAACAAGCCCUGGUGGUUCGAGACUCGGUGGCGAAGUUCAUAUAUUCCAGCCUUUUUGAUUGGCUCGUGGAUAAGAUUAACAGGGGCCUAGCAACCGACGAAGUUAUUGAGAGGGUGCAGACUUUCAUAGGUGUGCUGGAUAUCUACGGAUUUGAACACUUUGCAAAGAACUCCUUCGAACAGUUCUGUAUCAACUACGCGAACGAGAAACUACAACAGGAGUUUAAUCAACAUGUGUUCAAGCUUGAGCAGGAGGAAUAUGUCCGAGAAGAGAUCGACUGGACCUUCAUUGAUUUCUCCGACAACCAGCCUUGUAUCGACUUGAUUGAGGCAAAACUUGGAAUCUUAUCCCUAUUGGACGAGGAGUCGCGGCUUCCCAUGGGAUCUGAUGAACAAUUCGUCACUAAACUCCACCAUAACUUUGCUGCUGAUAAGCAGAAAUUCUACAAGAAGCCCCGCUUUGGAAAGUCCGCUUUCACCGUUUGUCAUUAUGCUAUCGACGUUACCUACGAGUCCGAUGGAUUUAUCGAAAAGAACCGUGAUACGGUACCGGAUGAGCAUUUAGAGGUGCUGCGCAAUUCAUCGAAUUUCUUCAUCAAAGAGAUCUUGGACACCGCAGCUACAGUUCGAGAGAAAGACUCGGCAGCUCUCACAUCUAAGCCUGUCGCUGCGGCCCCGGGGCGUCGGAUUGGCGUGGCGGUGAAUCGUAAGCCAACGCUUGGAGGAAUCUUUAAAUCUUCUUUGAUUGAGCUGAUGCACACCAUCAACUCCACCGAUGUGCACUACAUUCGCUGCAUCAAACCCAACGAAGCUAAGGAAGCUUGGAAAUUCGAGGGCCCCAUGGUUCUCAGUCAGCUGAGAGCCUGUGGUGUAUUGGAAACUGUCAGAAUUAGCACAGCUGGUUAUCCGACUCGUUGGACCUACGAAGAGUUCGCUAUUCGUUAUUACAUGCUUUGUCACUCCUCCCAGUGGACAUCCGAGAUCCGGGAUAUGUGCCAUGCCAUCUUAAGGAAGGCCCUGGGUGAUGCGAAACAGGACAAGUACCAGCUGGGAUUGACCAAGAUCUUUUUCAGGGCAGGCAUGCUUGCUUUUCUCGAGAAUCUGCGCACAUCCCGAUUAAACGAGUGUGCUAUUAUGAUCCAGAAGAACUUACGCUGCAAGUAUUAUCGUCGCCGAUAUCUUGAGGCUCGGGAGUCUAUUCUCACCACUCAGGCUUUCAUCCGGGGUUUCUUGGCCCGGCAACAUGCACAGGAGAUUCGCCGGACUAAAGCUGCAACCACUAUUCAGAGAGUCUGGCGGGGCCAGAAGGAGAGGAAGCACUACAACGAAAUUCGGAGCAACUUUGUCUUAUUCCAGUCUGUUACCAAGGGAUUCCUCUGUCGGCGAAACAUCAUGGACUCGAUUCACGGCAACGCUGCGAAGGUCAUUCAACGUGCUUUCCGCUCUUGGCGCCAAUUGCGAGGUUGGCGGCAAUAUCGCCAUAAGGUGGUCAUCAUCCAAAACCUUUGGCGAGGCAAGGAGGCUAGAAAGGUCUACAAGUCUUUGCGUGAGGAAUCAAGGGAUCUCAAACAAAUUUCGUACAAGUUGGAGAAUAAGGUGGUUGAGUUGACCCAAUACUUGGAGUCUCUGAAGCGUGAGAACAAGUCUCUUGUCUCCCAGCUAGAGAACUACGAGACCCAAUUGAAGUCGUGGCGAAGUAGACACAACACUUUGGAGGCUCGUGCCAAGGAGCUGCAGGCCGAGGCCAACCAGGCGGGUAUUACUGCGGCCCGUCUGGAGGCAGUGGAAGAAGAAAUGAACAAACUCCAGCAAAACCACUCUGAAGCCCAAGCUACCAUCAAGCGUCUUCAGGAAGAGGAGAGGGUAUCACGCGAAGCCCUUCGUGCAACCAAUGAGGAGUUGGAGCGUCUUAAGCUUCUCAAUGGCGACCAUGAGAAAGAAAAAUCAGCUCUCCGCCAACGUGUUUCGGAGCUCGAGGAGCAGUUGGAAGUUGCCAAGCGAACCGUGCCUGUCAAUGGCGUGAAUGGUGAGGUGCCAAAUGGCGCCGCUGCUCCCACCCCGGCCACCGGCUUGAUCAACCUCGUCUCCUCCAAGAAGCCCAAGCCCCAGCGACGCAGUGCUGGGGCAGAAAAGGUCGGCACCGAUCGUUUCAGCGGUGCAUUCAACCCAAGACCUGUCUCAAUGGCGAUUUCUGGACUUGGCGCCGCUCGCUCGAACGCCGCGACCUCGCCAGGACUGGACUCAGUAGAGGCGGAGCUUGAGCAACUUCUUUCCGAAGAGGAAGAUUUGAACGAUGAGGUCGCCAUGGGUUUGAUCCGCAACCUCAAAAUUCCUCUUCCGAGCUCAGCCCCACCACCAACCGAAAAGGAGGUCUUGUUCCCUGCUUACUUGAUCAAUCUUGUCACCUCGGAGAUGUGGAACAACGGCUUUGUCAAGGAGUCUGAGCGAUUUUUGGCCAAUGUCAUGCAAUCCAUUCAACAAGAAGUCAUGCAGCACGACGGAGACGAUGCAAUCAAUCCCGGUGCGUUCUGGUUGUCGAACGUCCAUGAAAUGUUGUCUUUUGUGUUCCUGGCCGAAGACUGGUAUGAGGCACAGAAGAGUGACAACUACGAGUAUGAUCGUUUGUUGGAGAUUGUAAAGCACGACCUGGAAAGUCUCGAGUUCAACAUCUACCACACUUGGAUGAAAGUGUUGAAAAAGAGACUGUAUAAGAUGAUUGUUCCGGCUAUCAUUGAAUCUCAGUCCCUUCCCGGCUUCGUGACCAGCGAAACCAAUCGGUUCCUCGGCAAGUUGCUGCCCUCGAAUAACAACCCAGCAUACAGCAUGGACAACCUCCUGAGUCUUCUAAAUGGCGCUUACAAGGCGAUGAAGGCUUUCUAUCUGGAAGACACCAUCAUCUUACAGACUGUCACGGAGCUUCUGCGUCUCGUAGGCGUGACUGCGUUUAACGACCUGCUCAUGCGACGUAACUUCCUAUCAUGGAAGCGUGGGCUCCAGAUCAACUACAAUAUCACCCGCAUUGAAGAAUGGUGUAAGAGUCAUGAUAUGCCGGAAGGAACACUGCAGCUUGAACACUUGAUGCAAGCGACCAAGCUUCUUCAGCUCAAGAAGGCGACUUUGAAUGACAUUGAGAUCAUUCAAGACAUCUGCUGGAUGCUAUCGCCGAAUCAAAUUCAAAAGCUUCUCAACCAGUAUCUUGUUGCCGACUACGAACAGCCCAUCAACGGCGAGAUCAUGAAAGCCGUCGCCUCCCGUGUUACGGAGAAGGGUGAUGUGCUCUUGCUGACUCCUGUUGAUAUGGAGGACAGUGGCCCUUAUGAGAUUGCCGAGCCACGAGUCAUCACGGCCUUGGAGACCUAUACUCCGUCAUGGCUCCAAACACCGCGACUGAAGCGAUUGGCUGAAAUUGUGUCGGCGCAGGCGGUGGCGCAACAGGAGAGGCUUGAGGGAGACAAUGGGGUAUUAGAGGAGUAG
Penicillium verhagenii is the source of this 4698-nucleotide messenger RNA. RefSeq names its product type V myosin. Bases 1 to 4698 code for a protein of 1565 amino acids. Lineage: Eukaryota; Fungi; Ascomycota; Eurotiomycetes; Eurotiales; Aspergillaceae. Gene Ontology annotation, biological process: vesicle transport along actin filament; actin filament organization. The record is from RefSeq and is a predicted model, not a curated record. The transcript has 7 exons. Gene Ontology annotation, molecular function: ATP binding; actin filament binding; microfilament motor activity. Gene Ontology annotation, cellular component: cytoplasm; actin cytoskeleton; vesicle.